Molecule: messenger RNA, 554 nt
Organism: Artibeus jamaicensis (Jamaican fruit-eating bat)
Lineage: Eukaryota; Metazoa; Chordata; Mammalia; Chiroptera; Phyllostomidae
Product: pyrin domain-containing protein 1-like
Exons: 3
Coding region: 36-305 (89 amino acids)
Source: RefSeq, a predicted model, not a curated record
UUCCGUCUGGGGUUCAGAGGAGGCAGAGCCGAGCCAUGGGGAAGAAACGCGACGCCAUCCUGGAGGCGCUGGAGAACUUGACCCCGGAGGAGCUCAAGAAGUUCAAGCUAAAGCUGGGGGCGGCGCCGCUCCGCGAAGGUUUUCGGAACAUCCCACGCGGGGCGCUCGGGCAGCUCGACGCGGUGGACCUCACCGACAAGCUGAUCGCCUUCUACUGCGAGGACUACGGCGCCGAGCUCACCGCGGUUGUGCUGCGCGACAUGGGCAUGCAGGAGGAGGCGGCGAGGCUUCAGGGGGUCGCAUAAACACAGACCUGGUUGGGACUUACGCGGUUUUCAGGAGAGAGGAGUCUCGGGGCCAAGGAGAAGUGCAGGGCAGUGGUGAUGUUGUUUGUGGGCAAAAGUAGCCCGCAGAAGCCCACCUCGACCACCAGACGUGAGAAGAUUGUAGCUUCUCCACUGUGCAGACCCAGGACCGCUCCAUGCCUCCAGCCCCCGCCUGCUCCUGCCUCUGCCCCUGUGGUUAAUUCUAACGCAGCCCAAUAAAUGUUUCAU